AUGGCUCCAUCGAAACUCCCCACUCGCAAGAUUGGCACCACAGACGUCUGUGCUAUGGGCUACGGCGCCAUGGGUCUCGGCGCUGUGUACGGCGACCACCUCUCGCAGGAGGAGCGCUUCAAAGUCCUUGACGCCUUGUACGAAAUGGGGUGCACCAACUGGGACACGGCGGACAUCUAUGCCGACAGUGAAGACACGAUUGGCGCGUGGUUCAAGAAGACAGGGAAGAGGAAUGAGAUCUUCCUCGCCACCAAGUUCGGGUUCACCAUCGGGAACCCUGAUGCUAAGAAGCCUAUCAGCGGCGAUCCGGAAUACGUCCACGCAUCAAUGGCGAAGUCGCUCUCGCGCCUGGGUGUAGACUCCGUUGAUCUCUACUAUUUCCAUCGACCUGACCCCACGGUGCCUAUCGAGGUUACCGUCGGCGCGAUGGCAGAGUUAGUCAAACAAGGAAAAACCAAGUACAUCGGUCUCUCCGAAGUCUCCGCUUCAACUCUUCGCCGCGCCCACGCCGUCCACCCUAUUGCAGCCGUGCAAGUCGAGUACUCGCCCUUCGUGCUCGACAUCGAGGACGAGAAGAUCGGCCUGCUCGCCGCCGCGCGCGAGCUCGGUGUCGCCAUCGUCGCGUACUCGCCCCUCGGCCGCGGGUUGAUCACUGGCCGCUACCGCAGCCCGGAUGACUUGCCCCCCGACGACUUCCGGCGCAGUGUCCCGCGCUACUCUGCCGCCAAUUUCCCGAACAUCCUUGCCAUCGCCGACGACCUCGCGAAGAUCGGAAAAGCGCACGGCGCGACCGCGGGCCAGGUCGCACUUGCGUGGCUCCUCGCGCAGGGCCCCGACGUGAUUCCCAUCCCUGGGUCAACCAAGAUCGCGAACUUGAAAGAAAACCUGGGCGCACUGGAGUUGACGCUGACGCCGGAUGAGGCUGAGGAAGUGCGGCGCAUCGCUGAGAUGGCGGAUGCGUUGCCGGGCGCGCGGUACCCGCCUGGACUGGCUGAGAUGCUGUUCGCGGACACUCCGUCGCUCACAACCUGA
Epithele typhae is the source of this 1032-nucleotide messenger RNA. Its product is annotated as Aldo/keto reductase. The record is from RefSeq and is a predicted model, not a curated record. The transcript has 8 exons. Gene Ontology annotation, cellular component: cytoplasm. Lineage: Eukaryota; Fungi; Basidiomycota; Agaricomycetes; Polyporales; Epitheliaceae. Bases 1 to 1032 code for a protein of 343 amino acids.